Molecule: messenger RNA, 594 nt
Organism: Tribolium madens (black flour beetle)
Lineage: Eukaryota; Metazoa; Arthropoda; Insecta; Coleoptera; Tenebrionidae
Exons: 4
Coding region: 3-446 (147 amino acids)
Source: RefSeq, a predicted model, not a curated record
ACAUGAUGAUAAAGGCGAUGCUUCUAGCAGUAGUACUUACUUUAGCCAUUUUCCAAUUUAAUUGUAACGUUGAAGCAGCAACUAAUAAGGAAUCGCCUCAUCCAAAACGAAAACCUGGUGGUUGCUAUAGAGAUGGAAUUGGCCAUUUAAAAGCUGGAGAAAAAAUCCCGGUUCCAAAAAAAUGUGAACAAGCCUAUUGUCUUGAAGAUAAGUCUGGAUCGAUGCAAAUAAUAAGCUGUGAUCCUGUUGAUAAAUCCUGGACUUGUGCUGACAAAGAGAAAACUUACCCGCAAUGUUGUCCCAGAAAAUGCACAACUAAGGACAGACUGGUUGGAUGUGCUUUGCGUUUAAUGAGGGCUCCAAACUGUUACAAAGAUAUCCCAGUAGAUUUAAGAAAGCCAUACCCCCACUGUUGUCCCGUCAAAUGUAUCAAGGAUCAUCUGUAACGAUAAUUUUUUCUCUUUUUGAAUUUCAUUUUGGUAAUAACUACAGUGGGUAUGUAUUUCCCCCAAGGACUACUUGAAGAAAUUGAUACACACAUGUUUUAGUUUAUUGUCUAAUACUUGUUUGCUUACUUGACCAUUAAACAGUUUU